ACGCAGACAGUAAGGAACACAGGCGCCGCGGCCACAACCCACACGCGAACCGGCGAACACGAGCGAGAGUGCGAGAGCGAGACGCAUCCUGCCACCACCGGCGACCAAGGCCCGCAGCGAGCCGGUCGCACGGUGGCACCUCGCGUCCUCGGCCCCUCCUCCUCGCCAUCCGCCCAUCCCUCGUCGGUCGCGGCCUCCCCGAACGAGCUGGCUCCGAGCCGAGCCAGCUCGGUACACUAACGAGCUGGAGCGAGCCGAGCCGAGCCAAGAUAUCCACCCCUAGUGUGGCCACAAACAACAAGAGAGAGCAGACACCACCACACCAUCCAACCAACCAAAUUCCUCUCUCCUCCGCCGCGCCCGCGCCGCAGCAAGCAGGAGGGCCUCCGCCCGUGCGAUGCCGGCGGCGGCUAGGCUACGGGCGGCCCGGUGAUGGCGACCUUCUUCCGCAGCGCCAACCUCGCCUCCAGGGUCUUCGACCGCCAGUUCCUCUCCCCACGCCCCGGCGCUACUGUUAACACUGUUAGACAGUUCUAUGAGAACUUGGUUCCGAGUUACACUAUAUGUGACAUAGAUUGCCCAGAUUAUUCAUUUCGUAAAUUCACUGAUGAUGGCAACUAUCUUGUGGCUUUUAGCCGGAACCACCAAGAUUUAAUCGUGUACCGUCCCAUCUGGCCAACAUUUUCAUGCAAUGAGCCAUGCGACUCUCAUGAUCUUCCACCCAAAGCAAAGAAAUUCGACAGCUUCUUUAAGCAGCUCUACUCAAUUUCACUUGCAUCUAGCAAUGAAUACAUCUGCAAGGACUUUUUCCUUUACAUGGAGUGCCAUCAGUUUGGCUUAUUUGCCACAUCAACUGCACAAAGCAACGAUUCAAGUGCCACUGAGGGUGCUAUUCAUGGGGUACCAUCAAUUGAGAAAAUUACUUUCUAUCUUGUCAGGCUAGACGAUGGCGCAAUACUAGAUGAGAAAGCUUUCCGCAAUGAUUUUAUCAAUCUGGCUCAUAGUAUUGGAGCUUACUUGUAUGAGGACCUGCUAUGCAUUGUCUCUCUUCGAUAUCAAACAAUUCAUGUCCUACAGAUACGAGAUUCAGGCAACCUUGUUGAAGUACGCAAAAUUGGUGCAUUUUGCCAGGAAGAUGAUGAGCUAUUUCUCCAUUCACAUGGUCAGGCUGCACGAGGUGUUUCUUUUCUUCCUGGCAUCAAGCAACGGUUGUUGUCAUUUAUUUUUCGCAAGACAUGGAAUGAGGAAUCUGAUCAGACCUUGAGAGUCCAGCAUCUGAAGAAGAAGUUCUAUUUUCACUUUCAAGACUAUGUUGAUCUUAUCAUAUGGAAGGUGCAGUUUUUGGAUCGUCAUCACCUAUUUAUCAAGUUUGGUAGUGUGGAUGGAGGGGUUUCUCGCAGCACUGAACAGAAUUCAGCAUUCUUUGCUGUGUACAACAUGGAGACGACAGAUAUUGUUUCACUCUAUCAGAAUUCUUCGGAGGAGCUCUAUUCAUUGUUUGAAUAUUUUUAUGACCAUUUUCACACAAAUCCACAAAAUUCAUCGCAUGGAAAUUUUAUCUCGUCACAUUCCAAUAAUGUUCAUGCUCUCGAUCAACUUCGGACAAUUAAAAAUAAAGCAAACAGCACCUCACAGCAGUUUGUGAAAAAGAUGAUGGCGUCACUACCUUACACUUGUCAAUCACAAAGUCCUUCGCCAUACUUUGACCUAUCAUUGUUUCGGUAUGAUGAGAAGCUGAUUUCAGCGAUUGAUCGGCACAGACACUGUACAGAGCAUCCAAUAAAAUUUAUAUCAGUGAAACAGCCAAAUGUUGUCAAAUUCAAGAUAAAACCAGGUUCAGAUUCUGGUGCUUCUGACAGCAGGGCAAAAAGAAUAUCUUCCUUCUUGUUUCACCCAUUUUUCCCUCUCGCACUUUCUAUUCAGCAGACAUAUAUGCAGCCAACUGUUGUCAAUUUACAUUUCAGGAGAUAGAACGAUAUUGCCGUUCCCUCAAUUGUAUUUGUAACAGUUGUGAGCGGUGCACAGCUCAGUAAAAAUUUUGGCCGCUUGUAGUAGGAUGUUUUAUCGGCAAAGAUCUUAUUAUAGGCAAAGGAAAAAUGUGGGUUUAGGUUCUCCUUGCUUCGAGUAUGCUGGAAUGUACAUUUUGUAGGAAUAUGGCUGUCUGAAGGUAAAUGUAGUUCAUCUAAAAAAGGAAGGUAAAAUAGAGUUAACAAAAUGAGCUUUUAUUUUGAAUUCA
Messenger RNA from Oryza sativa Japonica Group (Japanese rice), 2236 nucleotides. Its product is annotated as light-mediated development protein DET1. Gene Ontology annotation, cellular component: cullin-RING ubiquitin ligase complex; nucleus. The record is from RefSeq and is a predicted model, not a curated record. Gene Ontology annotation, molecular function: ubiquitin-like ligase-substrate adaptor activity; ubiquitin protein ligase binding. Lineage: Eukaryota; Viridiplantae; Streptophyta; Magnoliopsida; Poales; Poaceae. Gene Ontology annotation, biological process: protein ubiquitination; positive regulation of proteasomal ubiquitin-dependent protein catabolic process.